This is a messenger RNA of Mytilinidion resinicola, 801 nucleotides long. RefSeq lists its product as uncharacterized. Lineage: Eukaryota; Fungi; Ascomycota; Dothideomycetes; Mytilinidiales; Mytilinidiaceae. The coding region runs from base 1 to 801 and encodes 266 amino acids. The transcript has 4 exons. The record is from RefSeq and is a predicted model, not a curated record.
AUGGCAAUGUCGUGGGACGUUCGCACAGCCAGCGAGGAGUGGCUCAAGGAUUACGUCCAUCGCAUGAGAACCGACAAUCUCGUCGGCGGUCUUGAAGAAGGCAUAGUAGUAGUCAAACUAUCCGACAAACUAGCAGUCAAAUAUGGAUUCGGAGCGACUGCCCAGGACAUAGUUCGCACCCCUGAAGUGUAUCGCUUCUUCAUGGACACGUCGGCCACCUUUCCCACCAGCUAUAUCUUCAUGGAAUACUUCCGCGGUUGGACAUUGGACGACCUCGACCUCACCGUCCACACCGACAUAAUACCACGCGUAGCCAGCAUCAUCGCACACUUUGGGUCCCUAUCUGGUGGCCAGGUCCCAGGUCCCAUUGGCGGUGGUAAGUUACAUGGCUAUCUCUGGGGCAUAGAUGGCACUUACACUGUGUUCACCUCCAUCGAAGACAUGAACAUCUGGUUGAACAAGAGGCUCGAAGUCCGCCAUCUUACAUCCCAAGCCCUUGUGUUGUGUCACUUGGAUCUCUGCCGUCGGAACAUGAUCAUGCUACCAGACAGAUCCAUAUGCGUCGCCGACUUCGGCUGUGCGGGCUUGUUCCCGAGGUUCUUCGAGCUACUCACCUUGUCGUUUCUCAACCCCUAUGAUCCUGAAUACACGGAGCCAUUGCGGCAGCUAGUCACAGAGCAGCUUGGUAUAACAGAGGAGGAGAAGAGACUUAUGGAGUUGGAAUCCCCCGCCGCGCAUCCAUACUACCUCCGCCUCCGCCUCCACCUCCACCUCAACUUGACUCUACGGCAUCUACCAUAA